AUGCGCGGAUAUGUGCCGUCACCCUGCUCGCCUCUCCCCGUGAACGACCGGAAACUCGUCCAUAUUGAUUGCCCGUUGGCUGAGCUGGACACUUUCUUUCCACCAUCUGCCUUUUCACCAAACAUUGCCAAGUUCACUGGAGUGUUUUUUGAGACAAAGGCAGAAAUUUUUCAACACGUCCAGAAAGGUGGCACCUUGGGCCCUUUCAUAGAGGGUGACUGGGUGGAUCACCAGGUUGACCUCUCUCAACUCCCGAGCAUGGUAAUGCUUGGUGACUCGAACCCCGAUUUUUUCCCCGUUGUGCCUGGGAGGGGCCGCGUGUUCACCUCUGCUUUGAAAGCCGGUGGCUUUGCACUUCCUGCACACCUGCUCACUAAGUUCAAGAAAAAACAACUUCUUCCGCUUGUAGAUGAUGGCUACUAUCAACCGUCUGCGUCUCGCCCUCCUACACACCUCGACUACAAGAACACACAGGUGAAGAACAAUGCCCUGUAUAGUGGAGACCCGGAUCAUCCUCAAAUUGGAGAUGUUCGUAUCACUUUCUGGGGCAGCACGGCGACACACGUCAGUCUAAUCGGGCUCCAGACGACAGGCUUCCUCGGCUCCGAUCGCCACAUUCAGGGUAUCCCUUCUCCCGCUCUUCAAAAUCGCACGCUUACCAUCUUCGCCGAAGGAGACUAUAACCCAGCAUCGCUUGUGGCGGAGCACGUAUCUGAGACCCACGCGUCCAACUCACAGACAUGGUUUCUCCGAGGCGUCAGCGUUCUCCUCGUCUGGUUCGUUCUGUUCCUCACUGUGGUCACGUGCACUACGCCCAAGACAUGCUGUGUAGUUUUCGUGAACUGCGGCCUCUCCUCUCUAAGCAUUACAGCUGGGCUCGCGGGCAUGGUCUGGUGGAAGUUCGAUAUCAUCGUAGCAACGUCUCUCUGGGUCGUGUCCAGCGUUGCGAUCGUCCUUGCAGUUUUGGCAUGGUAA
Messenger RNA from Neospora caninum, 975 nucleotides. RefSeq lists its product as hypothetical. The record is from RefSeq and is a predicted model, not a curated record. Gene Ontology annotation, cellular component: nuclear inner membrane. NCBI's taxonomy places the organism in Eukaryota, Apicomplexa, Conoidasida, Eucoccidiorida, Sarcocystidae. Gene Ontology annotation, biological process: nuclear membrane organization. Bases 1 to 975 code for a protein of 324 amino acids. The transcript is spliced from 5 exons.